AUGUCCACCACCAUGACCAGCACCACGGCCGUUGAGCCGUCGAAGCCGAACAUUGGCGUCUACACCAACCCCAAGCAUGACCUGUGGGUGGCCGAGGCGGAGCCCACGCUGGAGCAGGUCAAGAGCGGCGAGGCGCUCAAGGAGAACGAGGUCACAAUCGCAGUCAAGAGCACCGGCAUCUGCGGAUCCGACGUCCACUUCUGGCACGCGGGCUGUAUCGGGCCCAUGAUCGUGCGCGGCGACCACAUCCUGGGGCACGAGUCGGCGGGCGUCAUUGUCGCGGCGCACCCGUCGGUCAAGCACCUGAAGGUGGGCGACCGGGUCGCGGUCGAGCCCAACAUCCCGUGCCACCAGUGCGGGCCGUGCCUGGUCGGGCGGUACAACGGGUGCGAGAACGACAAGUUCCUGUCGACGCCGCCGGUCAACGGGCUGCUGCGGCGCUACGUCAACCACCCGGCCAUCUGGUGCCACAAGUUGCCGGACAACCUGACGUACGAGGACGGCGCGCUGCUGGAGCCGCUGGCGGUGGCGCUGGCGGGCAUGCAGCGCGCCAACCUCCAGCUCGGCGACCCGGUGCUGGUGUGCGGCGCGGGGCCCAUCGGCCUCGUCACGCUGCUGUGCUGCCGCGCCGCCGGCGCCGAGCCGCUCGUCGUCACCGACAUCGACGAGGGCCGCCUGGCCUUCGCCCGGGAGCUGGUGCCCGGCGUGCGCACGCACAAGGUCGAGUUCGGCCACUCGCCCGAGCAGUUUGCCCAGUUCGUGCACGAGAAGAUGGACGGCAACGAGCCCGCGCUCGCCAUGGAGUGCACCGGCGUCGAGAGCAGCAUCGCCGGCGCCAUCCAGGCCGCCAAGUUCGGCGGCAAGGUCUUCGUCAUCGGCGUCGGCAAGAGCGAGAUCAAGAUCCCCUUCAUGCGCCUGUCCACCCGCGAGGUCGACCUGCAGUUCCAGUACCGCUACUGCAACCAGUGGCCUCGCGCCAUCCGCCUGCUGGCCGGCGGCGUCAUCGACCUCAAGAAGCUCGUCACCCACCGCUUCGCCCUCGAGGACGCCCUCAAGGCCUUCGAGACGGCGAGCGAUCCCAAGACCGGCGCGAUCAAGGUGCAGAUCCAGACCUAUGAUUGA
This is a messenger RNA of Diplodia corticola, 1122 nucleotides long. Its product is annotated as l-arabinitol 4-dehydrogenase. The transcript is spliced from 2 exons. The record is from RefSeq and is a predicted model, not a curated record. Lineage: Eukaryota; Fungi; Ascomycota; Dothideomycetes; Botryosphaeriales; Botryosphaeriaceae. Gene Ontology annotation, molecular function: L-iditol 2-dehydrogenase (NAD+) activity. The coding region runs from base 1 to 1122 and encodes 373 amino acids. Gene Ontology annotation, biological process: D-sorbitol catabolic process.